Messenger RNA from Dromiciops gliroides (monito del monte), 2433 nucleotides. RefSeq names its product bleomycin hydrolase (gene BLMH). The transcript has 12 exons. Gene Ontology annotation, molecular function: cysteine-type aminopeptidase activity. Gene Ontology annotation, cellular component: cytoplasm. Gene Ontology annotation, biological process: response to toxic substance; proteolysis; L-homocysteine catabolic process. Lineage: Eukaryota; Metazoa; Chordata; Mammalia; Microbiotheria; Microbiotheriidae. The coding region runs from base 250 to 1626 and encodes 458 amino acids. The record is from RefSeq and is a predicted model, not a curated record.
CCUCCCGGCCUCGCCGGGCCGAGUCCGUUUCCUCUUUCCGGCGCUCCGGGUGUCCGCGAGCCCCGUCCCGCAGCUUGCUCCGCCCGCCCCAGCCCUGCUCCGCCCGCCCCCGGCGCCCGCCCCCGCCCGCCGGACCCACACUCGGACCGGACCCGGACCCGGACCGGACCCCUCCAGCGCCGCCCCCCCACCCGCCUCGGGACCCCUGGACAGCGACCGUUACGAGGUCGCGCGCGCGCCGCCGUCACCAUGAACGACUCGAUGUGUGAUCGCCCCGCGGGACUGAGCCUCAGGAAGGUGGCUGCUGUGAUGCAGAAACUGAACAGUGACCCCCUGUUCUCCCUGGCCCAGAAUGUGGGCAGCACCCACGACCUGCUGGACGUGUGCCUGCGGCGCUCCACCGUGCAGGACACGCAGCACGUCUUCCAGCAUGCCGUGCCUCAGGAGGGCAAGCCCGUCACCAACCAGAAGAAUUCAGGGAGAUGCUGGAUCUUUUCAUGUCUGAAUGUUAUGAGACUUCCUUUCAUGAAAAAGUUAAACAUUGAAGAAUUUGAAUUCAGCCAGUCUUAUCUGUUUUUCUGGGACAAGGUUGAACGCUGUUAUUUCUUCUUGAAUGCCUUUGUUGAAACAGCCCAGGAACCUGAGGAUGGAAGGCUGGUGCAGUACUUACUUACUAAUCCUGCAAAUGAUGGUGGACAAUGGGAUAUGUUAGUCAAUAUUGUUGAAAAAUAUGGGGUUGUCCCUAAGAAGUGCUUCCCCGAGUCUCAUACAACGGAGGCAUCUAGAAGAAUGAAUGACAUUCUGAAUCACAAGAUGAGAGAAUAUUGUAUACGACUAAGAAACUUGGUAAAGAGUGGAGCGACAGAAGAAGAUAUCUGUGUCACCCAAGACACCAUGAUGGAAGAGGUCUUCCGAGUGGUCAGCAUCUGCUUGGGCACCCCACCAGACAAAUUUACCUGGGAGUAUCGAGACAAGGAUAAGACUUACCAUAAGAUUGGACCCAUUUCACCCUUGGAGUUCUACAGAGAACACGUCAAGCCUCUCUUCAACAUGCAGGACAAGAUCUGUCUGGUGAAUGACCCUAGGAGUCAGCAUAAGUACAACAAGCUGUACACCGUGGAAUACUUGAGCAACAUGGUUGGCGGGAGAAAAACCCUGUACAACAACCAGCCCAUCGACUUCUUGAAAAAGAUGGUUGCGGCCUCCAUUAAAGAUGGAGAGGCUGUAUGGUUUGGCUGUGAUGUUGGGAAACACUUCAAUGGCAAGCUGGGCAUCAGCGACAUGCACAUCUAUGACCAUGAGCUGGUAUUUGGCGUCUCCUUGAAGAACAUGAACAAAGCAGAGAGGUUGACUUUUGGUGAAUCCCUGAUGACCCACGCUAUGACCUUCACAGCCGUCACGGAGGAUGAACAGGAGGGAACAUAUGAAAAGUGGAGAGUGGAGAAUUCCUGGGGUGAAGACCAUGGUCACAAAGGCUACCUGUGUAUGACAGACCAGUGGUUCUCGGAAUAUGUGUACGAGGUGGUGGUAGACAAGAAGCAUGUGCCGGAGGAUGUGCUCGCCAUCCUGAAGCAGGAGCCCAUCGUACUGCCAGCCUGGGACCCCAUGGGGGCUUUGGCCAAAUGACCGCCAUGCCCUGCCGUCGUCACCUCCUCAAGCGUGACCUGAAGUCCGUGCGAAGGGACAUGCUGGGCACUGAAGCCAAAGUUGAGUAGGUGACUGAUCUUGCCGGGCCUAGUCCGACCGACUCCUGGUUUGCUGAGCCCCUCACUGCGGGAGCCUCUUGGGGAAUUGUGCUUUAUGCUGCACCGUGGGAUCCAAACGCUCUCAUUUCAGACAGGCUAAAGAGCAGGUCAUUGUUUCCUCUCCUCCACCGCCAGCUCUGCCGGUUCAAAGGAGGGGGAGGGGGAAUCUCUUGGUGUUUUUAUCAGACUCCGUAGAGCAGAGAAAGAACUUCAGGCCAUGGGCGGAUGGAGAGUCGGGCUGCUUUCACCAUUGCCUGUGGCUCUCAGGUUUCCGAAGGAGUGUCAUCCUAUGAUCGAAGCCCACAGAGCUGCAUGCUGCUUGACCAAUGACGGAGACUCUCACACCCUCGUUGCUGAAUUUCAUCUUUUCCAUUUUAGCUUUAUCUGCCUCGACCAGCAUGGGAUGGGGACAGGAAGGGGGACUUGGGCCUGCUUCCCGUGGCUUGGAGUUACAAGUGGGGGGGGGGGGAGAAGACAUCCCAUGGAAGUUGGGGCUCAGGAAAUUGAGGUGAGACAGUGACCAAACCAUAUCAUGACCUGAAUUUUUUAAAAAAUAGGGGAAUCUCUAGCCAAAUGGUGUCAUUUUAAACUUCUGCAUCUGGAGGGGGCUGGGCGGGGGCGGGGCCGCGUUCUUUAAGACAACUAGAUGGUGCUGUGAAGCUUUUGAAUAAAACAUUUUCCUAAAUGA